UAUUCCCUGAACCAUUUUUAACUAAACUGUUUAAAAAUCACGAAAAUUAAGGCCUCACACUAAAAGCUGUCAAAUUCAAGGCUCAAGAUAUUUUAUCCUUCAAAUCAAAUCAGCUGGAAAAUAUCUUCCUCUGGAGCGUUUUUUCUCCUUAUUAUAAUCAGUGUUGGUCUUCUCCGCUACGUCAGUGGAUUAUCCCAGUCAAGUGACUAUCGACCUGAAGUCUUGGGAGCCCGGAGUGUAGGUGGUGAAGAGAUUCUUUUGCAGCAAUGGCGAGUGAAGCAGCUAACAGGAGAAUUCACCAGAUUGCAUGCCAUCUUAUUGCCAAUACAGAAGCCGGAGGCGAUGGCGUGUUUGCUUCGAGCUGUAAAGGCACAAUGAACUCUGUGAUCAAGCGUUAUGAUAAUAUGGUCUUAUUUGCACGUCAAGGUACUGCAUCCCAAGGUUUUUUUAUGCGACAAGUCACAACUGAGCAGUUUCCAGAUCAUGAUGUAAGAGCAGCAUCGUCAUCUGUAGAGCUUUCAUCCACUCCCGAUAAGAAAACCUUUGCCUCCAAAUCAAGUCAAGGUCCUAUGUUCAGUAAACCAGUUGAAUUUUGGCAAGGCUCACCUGCAUCACGUCCUAUCUUCAGUAAACCAGUUGAAUUUUGGCAAGGCUCACCUGCAUCUCAUGAAGUUUCACAACAACAGCUGGCUGACCGAUCACCUAUGUUUUCCAAACCCGCUUCAAGCUGUACUAAAAGUGAGCAAACUACUUCAGCAGAAAGCCAUUUGACUGUACAAGUCCCAAAUAAUCUCAAUGAAUGGUCUCCACGAAUGGAUGCUGUUGAGUCUGGCUCCGCUUAUGUUGUGACAGUUGAGUUGCCUGGUGUUACUGCUUCAGGCAUCCGUGUGGAGGUGGAUGAUAAAAGGCUCAGUGUAACUGGAAAGCGAUCUACAGAAUGGUGGAGGGAUGGAAAUAACAAAUAUGCUGUGUAUCAUAAACGGGAGCUUUCAGAGGGUCCUUACUGUGUUACUUGGCAAUUUCCUUCUAACAGCAACAGGGAUGCUGUAUCUGCUGAGUUUGUUGAUGGAUUGCUGCAAAUCAGAAUUCCCAAAAAUGAUCAGUAAAAUGAGCUGGUGCAUUCCUUGCUGCUGCUGGAGUAUACAACUAUUAGCAAUUUCUUUCAUGUUUUGUUUGUGUGGUGGAGGGUGGAUAGGGCAUUUAGCUGUUAUUAUAUUAUGUACUUAUAUCUUCUAGGGAUAGAGCAGUUAGCUGUUAUUAUAUUAUGUAUUUAUAUCUUCUACGGAUAGGGCAUUUAGUAGUUAUUGUAUUAUGCAUUUGUAACUUAUAUGAUAACUGUUGGGGAACUCUUGAAAUAUACAUUUUAGCUGUUAUAUUAUAUAUUUACAUCCAUGUUUGGUAAUAGUUAAUUUUAUGUUUCAUGUA
Messenger RNA from Cryptomeria japonica (Japanese cedar), 1425 nucleotides. RefSeq lists its product as uncharacterized. The record is from RefSeq and is a predicted model, not a curated record. Gene Ontology annotation, biological process: response to heat; response to salt stress; response to hydrogen peroxide. Lineage: Eukaryota; Viridiplantae; Streptophyta; Pinopsida; Cupressales; Cupressaceae. The transcript is spliced from 6 exons. Bases 267 to 1106 code for a protein of 279 amino acids.